AUGGAGACAAACGACGAGCUGCUCAAGACGCUGUCACUCCAGGAGAAGCUCACGUAUUUCUACUGCCAGUACGUGCACGAAGAGGCGGUUGAUCCAGAGGUUGAUGGUGACGCAGCGUGUCUGUGGGAGAAGGUAAUGGCGUCUCGGCGCAAAUCCCGUGAGCGCGUGUGCAUUUUACUGAACCAAAUGGAAAAUACAUCGGCAGUAAACGUGCGCACGCUGGACAAAAGUUACCGCGCGAAACGUGAACUGUUGCUUAUAUCAGAGGGGACGAUACGUACGACAGGAAGUAGCUCUUUGUCUGGGCGUGGAGGUGCUUUGGUACAACUGGAAGUUGCUCGAGCAAAUAAUGAGCUAUUGCAGGAGUGUGGCGCUCUCUCGGUCUUUACGGAGAGGCUGCAGCGCUCGAUUCAUGCUUUUCGAGGACUGAAUUUCCAGCAUUUAGAUCUGGAUCAAGUGGAUACGCUGAUUAAAAACUUGCAGGAAGACAUGGUGCUGGUGUAUCUACUGAUCGUUUUUAACUCACACAAGAAAAACGCAGUAUUUGAACGCCAGCUCGUGAUGUUUGCGAUCAUGGAUCCGUCGUUCUCUCUGGUAUCAAUUCUCGACUGUCUGAGCCAGCUCAAUGUGCUACCUGGCUUCCCGAUCAAGCGGCUGCUUUUACUGUUCUAUGAGCUGUUUUCGGUUGUCAUGGGUGGGUUUGACGAACUGAAUGCACUCAAGCGAUUGCGCCGCGAGCGGAGUGACAUCGAUGAAUCCAUUUUGAAGGACGAUGCAGAAGGUGUAUUGCAUUGCAAGACGUCUAAACCGUAUGUCGAUACGAUCCAGCUGGAUGCACAGGACCCGCAUUACUUGCAAAAGAAGAGAUUUGCAAAAAAGCGUGAAGAAAUUCACAACAAGUACUUGCAUAGAGCCAACUACGAGCUAAAAAGCCAGCAGUCGAGUGAUGCCGAUUUGGCUACGCAGCCACUGGAUACGCUGGAUUAUGAAUGGGAAGAGCGUGUAGAAAUUUUGUAUCAGCUCUUCUUGCCCUGCAUGCGCGAGUAUACUACGUUCCUGGGAAACCUCGUGACGUUGUCCUGCGGCAGUGCUUUAAACGCGCGCGACAAAAAAACGUUUUACUCACGACGACCAUCGAGCGGCGACCAAUACAGUAUGGCUGACUUUUCUACGCCAGGCAGCGAGAAUACCAACGACAAUCAAUUUUGGAAGUGGAUUCUCCGCGAGAAAGCAAUUGUAUUGGAUGUGUCCAACCUGAUCAUUCUGCUAAUUUACAAGCACUUUCGUGCAAGUCAUGCGUGCAAGGCGGAAUACUUCAUGCAGUUUUUCUUGGAGGCCAACGUAUUGGCGACAAUGACCAAAUUCAUGAACAAAGAUAUAGGCACGUAUCUCCAAGUUUCCAGACAAGAAUUGGAUGACUCUAAGACAGGGUUCUACGCACUUGAAAAGGAGCUGGACAAACGCACUAUUCGCUUCGAGGAAGACAUGAACGAAUACGCUAUCCAGUCGACAAGAACGAUUACGAGCAUAUUGAGGAUUCUGCAGAAGCUGACUAAGAGGAAACCUAACAUCAUCAAGAACGCCCUGUGUCGAGGGCAGACAAUUGUCUGGUUGAAGCGCGUGGUAUCUCUUCAGAUCCCAUUGCCACGCCUGUAUGCAUUGAAGUUGGUAAAGUCGCAGGCGAAAUAUUUAGGCCACCAGUGGGUAAAGAAGUACACGUGCUUCAGUAUGCUGACAGAUGUGUAUCUGCACGUGCGACCCCAGUUGGAUGACGAUUGGUUGCACUACGAGGAUGAGGAUUUGAACAAGCCUCCGUUGCAGGAUUCGGUGGAGAGGAUUGUUUUCGGCGAGAUGCAAGCAUAUCACCACAAACAUUACUUUGAUUCACCUUUCGGGGGUGGUAAGCUUCUUCCUGGCGGGGCUUCAUUGAUUUGUGAAGACCGCAAGGAGCUCCGAUCAGACUCGUUCAUUCAAGAUGGUGGACGUUUGGCGAAACUGUACAUUGAUAUCAAGCUGGAACCCAAUAACUUCUGCAAACAGUACGAGAAGUGGCUUGAUACCGAGGGCCUUACACGUGACUUGGAUGCGGAUGCGAUACCGCUCCCCAUUUCAUUUCAGUGA
This is a messenger RNA of Peronospora matthiolae, 2121 nucleotides long. Lineage: Eukaryota; Oomycota; Peronosporomycetes; Peronosporales; Peronosporaceae. The record is from the annotation of a GenBank genome assembly.